AUGGCAAACAAUGCAAGUUCAGUUCAUUCCAAUGUGAGCACUGUGGACAGCUACAGUUCACUCUGCAAUGAACCAAUGUAUCAGCUAUUGGAAAAGACCAGUGAAGAUGACUAUGACACUGAUGUGGAGCUUGAUGGAAAACCCGGAGAAACUGUAACAGAGGAGCAGGUCUAUCGUAGGGCAUGUGAGGAAAUUGGAGUCAGCCCAAUAUCUUACUACAUUCGUCACCAUCAUGAUGCUCACCUUAACCUGAACUAUCGCUGCAUGUCACCCAAAGCAGUGAAAGCCUUGUCAAUUGCACUUGUGACUAAUACAGCAGUGACUAUAUUGGACAUGGAGCAUGAUGGAAUCAAUGCAGAGGGAGUGCAAUAUCUGAUGGAAAUGUUAGUCGAAAAUUGUUUCAUCCAGACUCUGAAUUUGUCCAACAAUGAAUUACGAACAUGGGGAGUAGAAGUGUUGUGUAAAAUGCUUCCACUGAACAUUUCACUUAAGUGCAUCAAACUCUCGGGAAACAAGUUGAAAUGCAACGAUGCUUCAUAUUUUGCAGAGACUUUAUCUUCUAAUUUCAGAAUUUCAGAGCUGGAUCUCAGUUACAAUCAGUUUGGAGACAAAGGAGCAGAGUUCCUGGGACAAAUACUGACCAGCCAGUGGUCAGUUGGCCACCAUCUGAUUAACCCUAGUUUCCUACUUCAGCUGUCCAACAAUCCUAUAACAGUGGAUGGUGCCAUUCGUCUUUUAGAAGUUGUGCGGAAGAAUGACAAGUCAAACUUGGAAAAGAUCAACAUCAAUAAUGUAAUAGUAAAUGAAAACUUCAUGGAGCUACUGAAGAGCAUUACUCAUGAUCAUCCACAGUUUGUGAUUGAAACUAAAGGAGUUGGAGGAUCCAUUGUUGGAAGCCGAAAACCUCAACCUGAUCCAAUGAAAGUGAUCCAGGAUUACCUAGAUAAGCACAAACUCCGACUCUCUGAUUUCUUCCGAAACAUGGACAAAGCUGGAAACAUGAGCGUGCCUGUCUCCGAUUUCAAGAAAGCUUUACAGCAAUUCAACAUUCCAUUGGAUCUUGUUCAGGUUGAAGAACUACUCAGCAAACUUGACAGAGACAAUACUGGAUUAAUUGACUACAGGAAUCUGGUUGACACCAGGAAGCGGAUGAUCUGGCACCAAAGGGAACAACUCCACAAAGAGGAAACCCACCAGAGGAAAGAGAAACAAAAGGUCCAGCGGGUACUGAAAACAUUGAACAGUGCAAUGAAGGCCAUCACUCCGCGAAGUUCAGUUGUCAUUGUACCUGGUCAGGUUAAGUUGCCAGCCAUCCAACCACUCAAGUCCUUCAGUUCCCAACAGUUAUCUGGCACAUCAUUGAGCUUGUGGCAUCAUGUAGAAAUGUCAAACAGCAGUCAGUACUCAGUACCAAUUCUGAGUAACAUACAGCUGUACCGCCCAGUUAGCCAUUUGGUCUCUGCUGCCAGGUUGGGCUCUUCUGUCCAGGUAAACUCAGUCUCACAGCCUGACCUGCUGCCUAAAUCACCUGUCACACCCAAGUGA
Messenger RNA from Rhincodon typus (whale shark), 1545 nucleotides. Its product is annotated as leucine-rich repeat-containing protein 74A. Gene Ontology annotation, molecular function: calcium ion binding; protein binding. Lineage: Eukaryota; Metazoa; Chordata; Chondrichthyes; Orectolobiformes; Rhincodontidae. Bases 1 to 1545 code for a protein of 514 amino acids. The transcript is spliced from 11 exons. The record is from RefSeq and is a predicted model, not a curated record.